Molecule: messenger RNA, 2808 nt
Organism: Rotaria sordida
Lineage: Eukaryota; Metazoa; Rotifera; Eurotatoria; Philodinida; Philodinidae
Source: the annotation of a GenBank genome assembly
AUGCCAACAAUGCGAGGCGAUGCUAUGCGUGGAUUAGCCGUUUUUAUAUCGGAUAUUCGAAAUUGUAAAAGUCGUGAAGCAGAAUUACGACGUAUCAAUAAAGAAUUAACGAAUAUUCGACAACGAUUUCGAGCUGAUAAAACUUUGGAUGGAUAUCAAAAGAAAAAAUAUGUAUGUAAAUUAUUAUUUAUAUUUUUACUUGGUCAUGAUAUUGAUUUUGGUUAUAUGGAAGCAGUUAAUUUAUUAAGUUCAAAUAAAUAUACAGAAAAACAAAUUGGUUAUUUAUUUAUUUCUGUAAUUAUGAAUUCAAGUACAGAAAUGAAACAAUUAAUUAUCCAAAAUAUUCGAAAUGAUUUACAAAGUCGAAAUCCAAUAUUUAUUAAUUUAGCAUUACAAUGUGUUGCAAAUAUUGGAGAUAGAGAAAUGGCUAUUGCAUUUACAAAUGAUAUUCCACGUUUACUUAUUUCAGGAGAUACAUUAGAUGCAGUAAAACAAUCAGCUGCACUUUGCUUAUUAAGACUUCAUCGUACAAGUCCAGACUCAUUACAAUUAAAUACAGAAUGGACAGCGAGAAUUAUUCAUUUACUGAAUGAUCAACAUUUAGGUGUAGCUACAGCAGCUGUUAGUUUAAUUGAUGCAUUGGUUAAACGAAGUCCUGAUGAAUAUAAAGGAUGUAUUAAUUUAGCUGUAUCACGUUUAAGUCGAAUUGUAACAUCAUCAUAUACUGAUUUUCAAGAUUACACUUAUUAUUUUGUUCCUGCUCCAUGGCUUUGUGUUAAAUUAUUACGUUUAUUACAAAAUUAUCCUCCACCAGAUGAUCCAUCAAUUCGAAGUCGUUUAAAUGAAUGUCUUGAUACAAUACUUAAUAAAGCUCAAGAACCAUUAAAAUCUAAAAAAGUUCAACAUUCAAAUGCACGUAAUGCUGUUUUAUUUGAAGCUAUUAAUUUAAUAAUUCAUAUGGAUUGCGAAUCAAGUUUACUUGUACGUGCAUGUAAUCAACUCGGACAAUUUUUACAAAAUCGUGAAACAAAUCUUCGAUAUCUUGCUUUGGAAAGUAUGUGUUUAUUAGCAACAUCAGAAUUUUCACAUGAAGCAGUUAAAAAACAUCAAGAAACAGUGAUUAAUGCAUUAAAAAGUGAACGUGAUGUUAGUGUUCGUCAACGUGCUGUUGAUCUUUUAUAUGCAAUGUGUGAUCGUUCAAAUGCUCAAGAUAUUGUACAAGAAAUGUUAACAUAUCUUGAAACAGCUGAUUAUACAAUUCGAGAAGAAAUGGUUCUUAAAAUUGCUAUACUUAGUGAGAAAUAUGCUAUUGAUUAUAAAUGGUAUUUAGAUAUAAUGCUGAAAUUAAUUCGUAUUGCUGGUGAUUUUGUUUCGGAAGAAGUUUGGUAUCGUGUUAUACAAGUUGUUGUCAAUCGAAACGAUGUGCAAAGUUAUGCAGCAAAAAUUGCAUUUGAAGCACUUCAAGCACCAGCUUGUCAUGAAAAUAUGGUUAAAGUAGCUGGUUAUAUUCUUGGAGAAUAUGGAAAUUUAAUUGCACUUGAUCCAAGAUCAACACCGAUGAUUCAAUUUGAUUUACUUCAUUCAAAAUAUCAUUUAUGUUCACCAACAACUCGUUGUUUACUUCUAUCGACUUAUAUGAAAUUUGUUAAUCUCUUUCCGGAAAUUAAACAUCAUAUUCAAGAUAUUCUUCGUCAUGAUUCAAAUUAUCGUAGUUCUGAUGUUGAAAUUCAACAACGUGCAAUUGAAUAUCUUAAAUUAAGUGAAAUAUGUAAUCCAACUGUAUUAGCUACUGUUCUUGAAAUUAUGCCACCUUAUCCAGAAAAACAAUCACCAUUACUUGUUCGUCUUAAACAAAAGAAACCAUUAAUAGAAUCUGAAAAUGUUAAUGAACCGUCAUCACCAUCAACAACAACAGCGGCACAUACUGAAGAUGGUCCAAAAUUAGCUGAAACAGCUAUGCAUCUUAAUCAUCAUCAACAACAACAACAACAAAAUGGUCUUCUUGUAUCUCUUGAUAUUCCUGAAUCAAAUGGUCAUUAUGAAGAAUCAACAUCGAAUUCUUUUGCUUCAUUAACAAAAUCUUCCACAUCAACAGUUCAAUCAAACAAAAAAUUUUUAUUUAAAAAUAGUGAUAUUAUAUUUGAAAAUGAAUUAAUUCAAAUUGGUAUUAAAGGUGAAUUAAUGAAAAGUUCAAUGCAUAUUGAAUUAUAUUAUGGAAAUAAAACAAAUUUUAAUUUAAUAAAUUUUUCAACAAAUUUUUUUCUCUCAGGAGAUUUAGAAUCAGAACUUCGAAUGAAUAUGGAACCAAUUAAAACAACAAUUGAUUCACGAGCACAAAUCAAACAAAGUGGAACAAUUGAUUGUUUAAAAGAUUUUUAUGAUUUACCUAAAAUGAAUAUCACAUUUUAUUAUAAUAAUAUACCACAAAAAAUUGAUUAUUCAUUUCCAUUAUAUUUAAAUAAAUAUCUUGAAAAAGCUGAUAUGGAUUCGAAUAAUUUCUUUCUUCGAUGGAGAAACCUUGAAAAACCAAAUCAAGAAUGUCAGAAAAUUUUUCCAGCUAAAUUUCCUAUGAUAUAUGAUGAUUGCCGUCAAAAACUCGAAGGCUUUGGUUGGAGUAGUUUAACUGGAAUUGAUGUUAAUUCAGAGAAUUUUUGUGGUGCAGGUAUUAUUCAUACAGUAUCACAACAAAUUGGUUGUCUUUAUCGACUUGAACCAAAUAAACAAGCAAACAUGUAUCGUUUAACAAUUCGAGCAAGUAAAGAUGGUGUUGCUAAACGAUUUGCUGAAUUACUUGAAGAUCAAUUUUAA